GGCGGGGCCGGGGCCGGCGGCUCUGCCGAUGUCAGGUCAGGCUGUGCACAUGGGCCACAACCCUGACUUUGUGCAGCAGCAGUUGCAGCAGAAGGCGGCCCUUGCGCAGCAGCAACGUAGCCUGGCGCGGCCGGCCGCGGCUGCGCCGGGACCGGGGCCGGAGGUGCAUGUGGGCCACAACCCCAACUUUGUGGAGCAGCAUUUGCAGCGUAAGGCGGCACUUGCACAGCAGCAAGGGAGCCUGGCGCUGCCGGCUGCGGCGGUGGGUGCCAUGCGGCCGAUGCAGACGCAGGCUCUGCAGCCAGGUCCUCAGUCGGCGCCUGCUGCGUACCCGCAUGCUGGUGACCAGUAAGAAUGGCGUGGUGGAGAGCGGGCAGGAAUUGGGUCGAAUUUGAUUGGAGCACCAUGAUGGCUUACGAGGAAUGUACAUCAGGCAAGACAGAUCUCUAGAGAAGUUUGGAAGUGUGAGCAGAAUGUGGGGCCAACAACCUUGGCAAAAACAGCAGAUGCAUUGCUGCCACAGCCACCGGCCCCGGGGGCGUGAAUGCACUAGUGAAUGCACAGUACUGUUCGAAAGCAUUGCUGCGUAGUGGACAAUUAUAUAGCUAUAUAAUUGUGGAAAUGUUUAUGUAAUCACAGGAGUGGAUAGUCUUGUAACACUCCUUCAAUC
Coccomyxa subellipsoidea C-169 is the source of this 670-nucleotide messenger RNA. RefSeq lists its product as hypothetical. The record is from RefSeq and is a predicted model, not a curated record. Bases 50 to 352 code for a protein of 100 amino acids. The transcript has a single exon. NCBI's taxonomy places the organism in Eukaryota, Viridiplantae, Chlorophyta, Trebouxiophyceae, Coccomyxaceae.